Molecule: messenger RNA, 3030 nt
Organism: Eurypyga helias (sunbittern)
Lineage: Eukaryota; Metazoa; Chordata; Aves; Eurypygiformes; Eurypygidae
Product: ryanodine receptor 2-like
Exons: 24
Biological process (GO): calcium ion transport
Cellular component (GO): smooth endoplasmic reticulum; Z disc; calcium channel complex
Molecular function (GO): ryanodine-sensitive calcium-release channel activity
Source: RefSeq, a predicted model, not a curated record
UUGCUGACAAAUCAUUAUGAAAGAUGCUGGAAGUAUUAUUGUUUGCCAGGUGGAUGGGGUAACUUUGGUGCUGCCUCAGAAGAAGAACUUCAUUUAUCCAGAAAGUUGUUCUGGGGUAUUUUUGAUGCCUUGUCUCAAAAGAAGUAUGAACAAGAACUGUUCAAAUUGGCUUUGCCUUGUUUGAGCGCAGUUGCAGGGGCCUUACCUCCAGACUACAUGGAAUCAAAUUAUGUCAAUAUGAUGGAAAAACAGUCUUCGAUGGAUUCAGAUGGAAACUUUAAUCCUCAACCUGUUGAUACAUCAAACAUUACAAUCCCUGAAAAGCUAGAAUAUUUCAUUAACAAAUAUGCAGAACACUCUCAUGACAAGUGGUCAAUGGAUAAGUUUGCCAAUGGAUGGACAUACGGUGAAGCGUAUUCUGAAUCCGCAAAAGUGCAGCCAUUAAUGAAACAAUAUAAGUUACUAUCUGAAAAGGAGAAAGAAAUUUAUCGAUGGCCAAUCAAAGAAUCAUUAAAAACUAUGCUGGCAUGGGGAUGGCGAAUUGAAAGAACACGGGAGGGAGAUUCCAUGGCACUGUAUAAUCGGACGCGUCGCAUAUCUCAAACCAGUCAAAUCUCUGUAGAUACAGCCCAUGGUUAUACUCCUCGAGCAAUUGACAUGAGCAAUGUCACCCUCUCCAGAGAUUUGCACGCUAUGGCUGAGAUGAUGGCCGAAAACUACCAUAACAUAUGGGCAAAGAAAAAGAAAAUGGAACUUGAAGCAAAAGUGGGAGGAGGCAACCAUCCUCUUCUUGUCCCUUAUGACACACUCACCGCCAAAGAAAAAGCCAAGGACAGAGAAAAAGCACAGGAUAUUCUGAAAUUUCUACAGAUCAAUGGAUAUGUUGUCUCCAGAGGACUUAAGGACCUGGAAUUAGACACACCUUCCAUUGAGAAACGCUUUGCCUACAGUUUCCUUCAGCAACUUAUAAGAUAUGUGGAUGAAGCCCAUCAGUACAUUCUGGAGUUUGAUGGUGGCAGCAGAGGCAAAGGAGAACACUUCCCAUAUGAACAAGAAAUCAAGUUUUUUGCCAAAGUACAGUAUAUCUUUGUUCUUUGUCAACGUAGUAAGCAGGAGAACCUGUUCUGCAAACUUGGAGUUCUUGUCAGGCAUAGGAUUUCACUGUUUGGAAAUGAUGCAACAUCAAUAGUCAACUGCCUUCACAUACUGGGCCAGACCUUGGAUGCGAGGACUGUAAUGAAAACUGGUCUGGAAUCUGUUAAGAUGGCAUUGAGAGCAUUUUUGGACAAUGCUGCUGAGGACCUGGAGAAGACAAUGGAAAAUCUUAAGCAAGGCCAGUUUACACACAGCAGAAACCAGCCAAAGGGAGUUACACAAAUCAUUAAUUAUACCACAGUUGCUCUCCUGCCAGUGCUAUCUUCGUUAUUUGAGCAUAUUGGACAGCACCAGUUUGGGGAAGAUUUGAUAUUGGAAGAUGUUCAGGUCUCCUGUUACAGAAUAUUGGCCAGUUUAUAUGCUCUGGGAACCAGCAAGAGUAUCUAUGUAGAGCGGCAACGAUCAGCACUAGGAGAAUGCUUGGCUGCUUUCUCAGGUGCCUUUCCAGUGGCUUUUUUGGAAACUCAUUUGAAUAAACACAAUAUCUACUCAAUUUACAAUACCAAGAAUGCGCGAGAGAGAGCAGUUCUUAAUUUGCCUACUAGUGUGGAAGAGGUUUGCCCAAAUAUUCCUUCCUUGGUGAAGCUAAUGGAAGAAAUUGUGGAACUGGCAGAGUCUGGUAUUCGUUACACACAAAUGCCACACAUCAUGGAAGUAAUACUGCCUAUGCUAUGUAGUUACAUGUCACACUGGUGGGAGCAUGGGCCGGAAAACAAUCCUGACAAGACUGAAAUGUGCUGCACAGCCUUGACAUCAGAGCACAUGAACACUCUGUUGGGUAACAUACUGAAAAUCAUCUACAACAACCUUGGUAUUGAUGAAGGAGCCUGGAUGAAGAGAUUAGCAGUGUUUUCCCAGCCCAUCAUAAGCAAAGCGAAGCCACAGCUCCUAAAGACACACUUCCUGCCACUGAUGGAUAAGCUAAAGAAAAAAGCAGCAGUGGUUGUAUCGGAUGAAGAACAUCUAAGAGCAGAAGGCAGAGGUGACAUGUCGGAGGCUGAACUGCUCAUCCUAGAUGAGUUCACCACUUUGGCACGGGACCUCUAUGCCUUCUACCCUUUGUUGAUUAGAUUUGUGGACUAUAACAGGGCAAAAUGGCUUAAAGUGCCCAACCCUGAAGCGGAAGAAUUGUUCCGCAUGGUGGCUGAGGUCUUCAUUUACUGGUCAAAGUCUCAUAAUUUCAAAAGGGAAGAACAGAACUUUGUGGUACAAAAUGAAAUCAACAACAUGUCUUUCCUUAUCAGUGACACCAAAUCUAAGAUGUCAAAGGCAGCAGUUUCUGAUCAGGAGAGGAAGAAGAUGAAGCGAAAAGGUGACCGGUACUCCAUGCAGACCUCUCUCAUUGUGGCAGCACUGAAGAGAUUGCUUCCCAUUGGCCUAAAUAUUUGUGCUCCUGGAGACCAAGAGCUAAUUGCACUGGCCAAAAAUCGAUUCAGCAUGAAAGAUACUGAAGAUGAAGUACGAGAUAUCAUCCGCAGUAAUCUUCAUCUCCAGGGCAAGCUUGAGGAUCCCGCCAUUAGAUGGCAGAUGGCACUUUACAAAGACUUACCAAACAGGACUGAAGAUUCCUCAGAUCCAGAGAAGACUGUGGAAAGGGUCCUUGAUAUAGCUAAUGUACUGUUUCACCUGGAACAGGUUGAGCAUCCUCAGCGGUCUAAAAAAGCAGUGUGGCAUAAGCUGCUAUCUAAGCAGAGGAAAAGAGCAGUAGUUGCCUGCUUUAGAAUGGCACCAUUGUAUAAUCUGCCAAGGCACCGAGCUGUCAAUCUCUUUCUUCAAGGCUAUGAUAAAUCUUGGAUUGAAACAGAAGAACACUAUUUUGAAGACAAACUGAUAGAAGACUUAGCAGUACGUCUGGGCGCAAAGGGUCAUGGGAAU